This is a messenger RNA of Perca flavescens (yellow perch), 2410 nucleotides long. Its product is annotated as acyl-CoA synthetase family member 2, mitochondrial. Bases 1 to 1860 code for a protein of 619 amino acids. Lineage: Eukaryota; Metazoa; Chordata; Actinopteri; Perciformes; Percidae. Gene Ontology annotation, molecular function: medium-chain fatty acid-CoA ligase activity. Gene Ontology annotation, biological process: fatty acid metabolic process. The transcript has 17 exons. The record is from RefSeq and is a predicted model, not a curated record.
AUGUCUUUAUGGUGGGAGGAAAACGGAGCCACUGGAGGAAACCCACGCAAACACGGGGAGAACAUGCACUCUGAGUUCCUGUGCACGCUGGAGUCCCUCCAUGUGGACAGUCCUCCUCGCAAACCCUCACUGACCAGCAGCUAUGUCCAUGGCACCUCCUCCAUGUCUCUGCUCCCCCUGACUGUAGGACAGAGUCUGGACUCCAUAGUCCAGCGCUGGCCUGACCGUGAAGCUGUGGUCUUUCUGCAGGAUGGCAUCCGGAAGACUUUUGUGCAGUUUCAGCAAGAUGUUGACAAGGCGGCUGCAGGUCUGCUUGCUUUGGGCCUGAAGCGAGGUGACAGGCUGGGAGUUUGGGGACCCAACACAUAUGAAUGGAUCCUUUUCCAGUUUGCUUCAGCCAAAGCUGGAAUUAUACUGGUGUCAUUGAACACGGCCUAUCAGGUGAAGGAAGUGGAGUUUACUCUAAAAAAGCACCGGAGCCGGCUUGGAUCCGCGGUGCCCCAUCAAACUUUACUGGUCCAGUGUAAAGCUGUGGUCUGCCCUACACGCUUUAAAACCCAAAACUUCUGUGAGAUGCUGAGGGAGCUCUGCCCAGAGCUCGACAGGACCCCAGUAGGCAUGAUCAAAAGCUCCAGGUCUGCCAGGUUGCCAGACUUGCGAAUGGUGAUAGUGACAGAUAGCAGACAGCCAGGGAUGCUCCACGUAGAGGAUGUGAUGCAAGCAGGGGAGAGUCAGCACCACAAAGAGCUGAUGAUGGAUCUGCAGAGCAAACUGUCCUUCGAUGAGCCCAUCAACAUUCAGUUCACAUCAGGGACGACAGGGAGUCCGAAGGGAGCCAGUCUUUCCCACCACAAUAUUGUAAACAAUGCUUACUUUAUUGGUCUCCGAAUGGGUUUUGGACAGAGACCUCAGGUGCGAGUGUGUGUGCCCGUUCCCAUGUACCACUGCUUUGGCUCUGUGUUGGGAGGGAUGUGUAUGGCAUUGCAUGGUAUCACACUGGUCUUCCCUUCCUCUGGCUACAACAGCCGAGCCAACCUGGAGGCCAUUCAGAGUGAAAAGUGCAAUUUCAUCUAUGGCACUCCCACAAUGUUCACCGACAUGCUUAGCCAACAGGAUUUACACAAGUAUGAUUUAUCAUCAAUUGAAGCUGGCAUCAUGGCAGGUUCUCCGUGCCCUCCUGAGAUUGUGAGAAAAAUGAUAACAGACAUGAACAUGAAAGAGCUAAUGAUCGCUUAUGGAUCUACUGAGAACAGCCCCAUCACAUUUCUGGGAUUCCCACAAGACAAUGAAGAGCUGAAGAUAAAUACUGUUGGAUGUAUCAUGAGCCACACUGAGGCUAAAGUGGUGGACCCUACUACUGGGGAGAUUGUCCCUCUGGGGGCCUCAGGAGAGCUGAUGAUCAGAGGCAGCUGUGUGAUGCAUGGAUACUGGGACGAUCCUGAGAAAACCAGAGAGGUUAUCUCCCAAGACCGCUGGUACAGGACUGGUGACACAGCCAGUCUGAACAGUUUGGGAUAUUGCAGCAUUGAAGGACGCAUAAAGGACAUGAUCAUCCGAGGAGGGGAGAACAUUUACCCUGCUGAGAUAGAGCAAUUUCUCUAUACACAUCCUAAAGUACAGGAGGUGCAGGUGGUUGGAGUGAAGGAUGAGAGGCUGGGCGAGCAGGUGUGUGCCUGCAUCAGGCUGAGGGAGGGCCAGACCUCCACUGCAGAGGAGAUAAGAGCAUUCUGCAAAGGCCAGAUUUCUCACUUCAAGAUCCCACACUAUGUGAUCUUUGUCGACAGCUACCCUCUGACAGCCUCUGGAAAGAUCAAGAAGAACAUAUUAAAGGAGGAAAUGGAGACAAAAUUAGGCCUUUAAUUUUGUGAACCCUGACGGACUGUGUUUGAGUGCAUCAGCUGGGAAAGUCAGAAACUGAGCGGUGUAGAAUUAAUGCUUUUACCGAGAGCUGAAAACGUGAAUACAACUGCUGCUGGAUUGUCAAUACUUAAAAUUGUUCUACUUUUACUUCCCUCCUCAUUACUUUGUUUUAAUGUUAAUAUAAAAGUACAGUGCGCUUAGAUCAUCUUUGAGCUUGAAGUUUCAUUAUAGACGUUGGGAAAUUGUUUAACAAAAAAAAAAAUCUUAGCUCAAGGUCCAUUUACAGGAAAUGUCAGUUUAAACAUUGUACAACAGUAAUGACAUGGAAUGACCACUGAGCAAAUUGAAUCCACUGAUGAAGGCCACAAGAUGUACCUGAAAGCUUUGGAAAAACAAGUUUGAAGUUUGAACCUUCACAGUUGAAAGCACUUAAUUGUAAGUCGCUUUGGAUAAAAGCAUCUGCUAAAUGACAUGUAAUGUAAUGUAAAAAAGUCCAUUAAGUGGACUGUGUGUGGUAUCAUCUUUAAUUACAGUAUAGGCUUCAUACUAC